UGUUGAUUGUUUUAGUGCCGAUUUUAUUUGGUAAAGAAAACUAAAAUAAACCGGAAUGGCUGAAGUUGAUACAGAGCAAGAUAUAUUAGAAGAUUCCUUGAGCAAUAUAUUCGAUCAAGGAAUGAAAUUGUAUACAACUGUAGAAACAGUCAAAGAACCUAUGAAUAGCGACAGUGUUCAGGUAACCAUAAAAACUGCAAUAUCCAAGUUCGAGAAGGCCACGAAUCUAGUGUCACUUUCUGGAAUGUUCAGUAAAAAUGAAAAGUUGGAAGAGCUGCCCACAGAAACAUUAAAGUACAUGCUAUUACCUGCAUUACUUGGCACCCUAACGUUGAAAAUUUGCAGACCGUCCAGAAAAGAUAUCAUCGAAGUAGCGGAAAUAUAUUUCAAAGAUUUUCUUCAAAGAUGCAAAGACUAUGGGGUCACAGACGUGGAGAUCCCACAAUUAAGUGAUAGCAACAGUUCCUCAUCUAGACCACAGAGCCAGCAGGAUAUUAUAACUGCAAUGGUUCAAAGUAGAGAAACUAAAAUAAAACGAUACAAAGAAGCAAAAGAAUUAAAAGAGAAACUCGGUACAUUGUCAAAAGCUAUGUCAUCACCCAUUGUUGAUGACGAAGUUAAAAGAGAGUAUUUUCUGACGAUGUUACAUAGCUACGUCAAUGAGGUCUUGGAUGAACUUAGCAGUAUUGAACGGGAGAAACCUAUACUGGAAAUGAUUAGUUGUUCUGGUGAAGUACCAUCAACAAAAGAAAAGCCUAAAGCCCGUCCGUUGAAGCCAGUGAUAAUAACGAGAGAUGCAGUGCAAAAAGCUGUGUUCGGUAUUGGUUACCCCUCCAUACCUACGAUGACAGUCGAGGAAUUCUACGAUCAGAGGGUGCGAGAAGGAACGUUUCCUGGUACAAGCACAAACAUACCCCACACGACGAUAGAAAGCACGGGAGACGAUGCUGACGAAGCCGAGAAAAUACGGAAGGUGAUAUUAUUGUACUUGUAUACAAACCGGCAAAACAGUGUUUCUUUGUAGCAGAAGCUCAUAGAG
Messenger RNA from Bombyx mandarina (wild silkworm), 1039 nucleotides. It is a transcript of the gene Tap42, whose product is annotated as immunoglobulin binding protein Tap42. The record is from RefSeq and is a predicted model, not a curated record. Gene Ontology annotation, cellular component: cytosol. Lineage: Eukaryota; Metazoa; Arthropoda; Insecta; Lepidoptera; Bombycidae. Gene Ontology annotation, biological process: regulation of dephosphorylation; regulation of signal transduction. Gene Ontology annotation, molecular function: protein phosphatase 2A binding.